AAGAUUAAUUCCUUUUUAUUUAUGACCUUUUACACAGUUCAAUCUACAGACUUAAUCUGUGCCUAGUCCUAGGGGCAGAAAGAUCUGUGACUUGGUCCCUGCUCCGAGGCAGCUCAUCUUCUGGAGAUAGACGCAGCAGAAGUAGCUGCUGUGAUAUGGCGUGUGCUCUGUUGGAGAAAACUGGAUCUCGAAACAAGGAAAAAUGUUUCUAGAAUGCUCUUAGGACGUGCUGCCAAGGACUGUUGAUGGUGUUGCACCUGAUGGUGAAUGCCUUCUGGAAGCAACCCGGGUGGAGGACAGGGAGUUACUUUUGCUAAGGAGCCAGCUCAGAGUGGAUUCUGUAAGCUGAGCCUCAUCUGGAGCUUGAGUCUGCACCUCCCUGCAGAAUUGCCGGGCUUCAUGCAGGCAAUCAGCUGCUUAUGAUUGGAGGGCUGGUGCUGGUGGGGAUAAUGAACUUGGUAGUGUCGGCAGAGGUGAUUGGCCGGGCUCUGCUGCAGUGAGAAUGCAGACUGGAUGCUCGGGUCCUCGGCUUGGGUGAUGAGCGAGGACAGCUGAAUAACUGGGAGCUCGAAGUUGCUUGCUGCCUCUGGGAGUGGUCUGCUUGGCUGUCGCGUUUUCCUUUUUGUUGUUGUUUUUUAAAAAAGCCAAACGUUUGCUCACCGUCACCUGCAGAAGUGAGUUGUUAUUGAAGAAGCUCCAGCUGCUUUCUCCUUAUUGCCAGCAGCCCGGCAAGGCUCCCUUACAGUGAGCUACUUCUCAGGCCGGGCACGACAGCAGUGCUAGCACAUUUGAAAAAGCAGGAAACCGCCCCUGCACGCAGAGCUUCCAGCCUGAGAACUCCCAGGCCAGUCUUCCCAGCAGCUGUGUAGCCAGAGAGCCUUGGUAUUGUGGUCACAUCCCUCAAAAGUGAACAGUCACCAUCGGAGGCGUUUGGAGGAGACUGUGAUGUUGCAGAUGCUGUGGCAUUUCCUAGCUAGCUUUUUCCCCAGGGCUGGGUGCCAAGGCUCCAGAGAGGGGGACGAUCAUGAAGUCAGAGGCACCCCAGCCCCUGCCCGGACAGACCAGAUGGCAAGCUUUUUGGGGAAACAGGACGGAAGGGCUGAGGCCACGGAAAAGAGACCCACCAUUUUGCUGGUGGUUGGACCUGCAGAGCAGUUUCCUAAGAAAAUUGUACAAGCUGGAGAUAAGGACCUUGAUGGGCAGCUAGACUUUGAAGAAUUUGUCCAUUAUCUCCAAGAUCAUGAGAAGAAACUGAGGCUGGUGUUUAAGAGUUUGGACAAAAAGAAUGAUGGACGCAUCGACGCACAGGAGAUCAUGCAGUCCCUGCGGGACUUGGGAGUCAAGAUAUCUGAACAGCAGGCAGAAAAAAUUCUCAAGAGCAUGGAUAAAAACGGCACGAUGACUAUCGACUGGAACGAGUGGAGAGACUACCACCUCCUGCACCCCGUGGAGAACAUCCCCGAGAUCAUCCUGUACUGGAAGCAUUCCACGAUCUUUGAUGUGGGUGAGAAUCUGACGGUCCCCGAUGAGUUCACAGUGGAGGAGAGGCAGACGGGGAUGUGGUGGAGACACCUGGUGGCAGGAGGUGGGGCAGGGGCCGUAUCCAGAACCUGCACGGCCCCCCUGGACAGGCUCAAGGUGCUCAUGCAGGUCCAUGCCUCCCGCAGCAACAACAUGGGCAUCGUUGGCGGCUUCACUCAGAUGAUUCGAGAAGGAGGGGCCAGGUCACUCUGGCGGGGCAAUGGCAUCAAUGUCCUCAAAAUUGCCCCUGAAUCAGCCAUCAAAUUCAUGGCCUAUGAGCAGAUCAAGCGCCUUGUUGGUAGUGACCAGGAGACUCUGAGGAUUCACGAGAGGCUUGUGGCAGGGUCCUUGGCAGGGGCCAUCGCCCAGAGCAGCAUCUACCCAAUGGAGGUCCUGAAGACCCGGAUGGCACUGCGGAAAACAGGCCAGUACUCAGGAAUGCUGGACUGCGCCAGGAGGAUCCUGGCCAGAGAGGGGGUGGCCGCCUUCUACAAAGGCUAUGUCCCCAACAUGCUGGGCAUCAUCCCCUAUGCCGGCAUCGACCUCGCAGUCUAUGAGACGCUCAAGAAUGCCUGGCUGCAGCGCUAUGCAGUGAACAGUGCGGACCCCGGUGUGUUUGUGCUCCUGGCCUGUGGCACCAUGUCCAGUACCUGUGGCCAGCUGGCCAGCUACCCCCUGGCCCUAGUUAGGACCCGGAUGCAGGCGCAAGCCUCCAUUGAGGGCGCUCCGGAGGUGACCAUGAGCAGCCUCUUCAAACAGAUCCUGCGGACCGAGGGGGCCUUCGGGCUGUACAGGGGGCUGGCCCCCAACUUCAUGAAGGUCAUCCCAGCUGUGAGCAUCAGCUACGUGGUCUAUGAGAACCUGAAGAUCACCCUGGGCGUGCAGUCGCGGUGACGGGGGGAGGGCCGCCCCGCGGUGGACUCGCUGAUCCUGGACCGCAGCCCGGGGUGUGCAGCCAUCUCAUUCUGUGAAUGUGCCAACACUAAGCUAACUCGAGCCAAGCUGUGAAAACCCUAGAUGCUCCCCAGGGAGGGUGGGGAGAGCUGGCAGGCCCAGGGCUUGUCCUGCUGACCCCCGCAGACCCUCCUGUUGGUUCCAGGGAAGACCACAGGCAUUCCUUAGUGUCCAGGCUCAGCAGGCUCCAGGCGCACAUGUGUAGGAACAGGACGUUUUCUGCAGUGCCUGCCAAUAGCGAGCUUGGAGGCCGGCUUAGUUCUUCCAUUUCACCCUUGCAGCCAGCUGCCGGCCACGGCCCCUGCCCUCUGGCCUGCCGUGCAUCUCCCUGUGCCCUCUGCUUCCUGCCUCUCUGCUGAUGUAAUCAGGUGGGAGGAGGGCCACAGCCCACAUCCCACCCCCUCGUCCAACCCCGUAAUCCAUGGUGAAAGGUGAGGUCACAUGGCCUCCCAGGCCUGACUUCCCAACCUAAAGCAUCGACGCCAACUUGGCUGUGCAAGGAAGAGGAAAGGGUCUGGCCUUGGCGCUCACUGGCAUCUGAGCCCUGCUGAUGGCUGGGACUCCUGGGCAUGCAUGGGAGUGCAUGGGGCUUGGGCUGCCUGGCCUGGCUGCACAGAAGGCAAGUGCUGGGGCUUCUGGUGCUCUGAGCCGGCCCAGACCCUGUCAGGAUGGGCACCACCUCAGAACCAAACUCACUGUCCCCACUGUGGCAUGAGGGCAGUGGAGCACCGUGUUUGAGGGCGAAGGGCAGAGCGUUGGUGUGUUCUGGCAAGGGAAGGAAAAGGUGUUGGAGGCCUUAAUUAUGCAUUGUUGGGAAAAGGGUUUUGUCCAGAAAGACAAGCCAGACAAAUGAGCGACUUCUGUGCUUACAGAGGAAGACGAGGGAGCAGGGAGCUUGGCUGACUGCUCAGAGUCUAUUCUGACGCCCUGGGGGUUCCUGUCCAACCCCAGCAGGGGCGCAGUGGGACCAGCCUCCCAUUCCACUCGUGUCACUGCUUGGAACCUAUUUAUUUUGUAUUUAUUUGAACAGAGUUAUGUCCUAACUAUUUUUAUAGAUUUGUUUAAUUAAUAGCUUGUCAUUUUCAAGUUCAUUUUUUAUUCAUAUUUAUGUUCAUGGUUGAUUGUACCUUUCCAAGCCCACCCAGUGGGGUGGGAAGAGAAGAAGGGGGACCUUGGGCCGCCGCAAUCACGUCUGUGCAGAGAAAUUCCUUAUGGGACUGAAGGCAGAAGAGCAGCCAGAAGGCAGCAGCCCUGGGUCCUUUCCUUUGGCAGGUUGGGCAAGGGCUUUCCCCAAGCCUUAGGAUUUCAGGGUUUGACUAGGGGCGUAGAGAGAGAGAGGGAGGAACCUCAAUAACCUUGAAGGUGGAAUCCAGUUAUUUCCUGCACUGCGAGGGUUUCUUUAUUUCACACUUUCUGAAUGUCAAGGCAGUGAGGUGCCUCUCACUGUGAAUCUGUGGUGGGCGGGGGCUGGAGGAGAGGGUGGGGGGUUGGCUCCCUCCCUCCCAGCCUUCUGCUGCCCUUGCUCAACAAUGCUGGCCAACUGGCGACGUCACGGUUGCACUUCCAUUCCACCAGAAUGACCUGAUGAGGAAAUCUUCAAUCUUCAAUAGGAUGCAAAGAUCAAUGCAAAAAUUAUUGUUAUAUAUGAACAUAUACAGUUAUAACUGGAAUCGUCAAAAAGCAAAUUAAGAAAGAAAUGGAAGUUGGAAGUUGUCAUUUAAAGCAGCCUUCUAAUAAAGUUGUUUCAAAGCUGA
Messenger RNA from Rhinopithecus roxellana (golden snub-nosed monkey), 4229 nucleotides. RefSeq names its product solute carrier family 25 member 25 (gene SLC25A25). The record is from RefSeq and is a predicted model, not a curated record. The coding region runs from base 946 to 2415 and encodes 489 amino acids. Gene Ontology annotation, cellular component: mitochondrial inner membrane. Gene Ontology annotation, molecular function: ATP transmembrane transporter activity; calcium ion binding. The transcript has 10 exons. Lineage: Eukaryota; Metazoa; Chordata; Mammalia; Primates; Cercopithecidae. Gene Ontology annotation, biological process: transmembrane transport.